UGAAACUGUAACCACAAUUAGUAAACAUUUCGUGAGUGAUUGGAGCAGCAGAGUGCGCUAAAAUGACCAACACGGGGCAAAUAGUGUCUAAGGGCACAUUAAAUGACGGUUUAGUUAAUAGUAGUGUGAUUUUCCGACGAAAUCGAGCACUUGGAUAUGUGAGCAACAGCGUGCCAGCCGCGAUCCGAUAUGUGCGGCGACGUAAGGAUACAUUGAUCACCACUUGUAUUGGUCGUUCCUUUCAAGUGUACACGGCUAGCCACUUUCGCUUAUUGCAUGUCGGGCCAGUGCAUCCAGACGAAAUAACAGCCUUGGCUAUGGAUCGUAUACACACCUACACGGCCAGUAAUCGCUGUAUUUAUGCUUGGCGCGCCGGCAAACACCAACGACACGUGUUUCGUGGUCACACACGCAAUGUACAUUUAUUGUUGCCAUUCGCUGCACAUUUAAUAGCUGUAGAUGAGGCGAAUGUUUUACGUGUUUGGGAUAUAGCAAAAGAAGAAAUAUACUUAGAAUUAAAAUUCAACGCGGAUGAAUUUUUAAUUACCGCCUUGGCACAUCCGCCUGCCUAUCUGAACAAAAUUGUAUUAGGCUCCCAGCAGGGUAUGCUUAAAAUUUUGAAUAUUAAAGAAAAUCGUGUGGUGUUCACUUUUGCUGGUGCGGGCAGCAGGGUAACUUGCAUACAACCAUCACCAGCACUAGAUGUCGUUGCAGUUGGACACCAAGAUGGCACCAUUGUACUACUCAAUCUGAAAUUCGACGAAGUACUUAUGACGUUUAAACAAGACUGGGGUCAAGUUACACAGAUAUCGUUUAGAACAGAUGGACCACCAAUAAUGGUCACAGCUUGUUCAAAUGGUCAUGUUGCAUUUUGGAAUCUGGAUGAUCGAAAGAUUGCUGGACAAUUACAAGCUCAUGAGGACUCAGUUGCUACUGCUAUUUGCUUCAACAACGAACCGCUACUUUUUACCACUUCGCCAGAUAAUUCAAUGAAAUUGUGGAUUUUCGAUAUGCCAGAUAAUGGAGCACGCAUGUUACGUAUAAGAGAAGGACACACUGGACCGCCUUUAUGUAUAAGAUAUCACGGCAAUAGUGGCACUACAAUACUUUCCGCUGGAGAAGACAGUGCUUUACGUGUAUUUAGUACCAUUACAGAAUCGUUUAAUAAAAGUAUGGGCAAAGCUAGCUACAACCGAAAGAAGUCAAAGAGGAGAAAUCGUUUCGAAGAGGACUCAUUACGCAUGCCUCCAAUUAUCGAAUUUACCAGCGAGACAACUCGGGAACGUGAAUGGGAUAAUAUAGCGGCACUGCACGAAGGCGUCAUACAAACAACAACAUGGUCAUUUCAUAAAAACCGCAUGGGCAGACAUCGUCUGAUCCCGGAGAAAUUCCAAAAUAAGAAUCGAACAGACUAUAAUACAAUUACUACUUGUGUAACACUCACACACUGCUGUAACUUUGUCAUCAUUGGUUAUUCCAGUGGCGACUUGGAGCGCUUUAACAUUCAAAGUGGCAUACAUCGCGCAAGUUACGGUGAUCCGGCGCAUAAAAGCGCAGUGCGCGGUGUAGUUUCCGACAUACUAAAUCAAUUCGUCAUCUCUGGAUGUGGCGAAGGUCUACUAAAAUUUUGGCCUUUCAAAGAGAAAGUUUCAAAUUAUAUGAAGUGUCUUAAAUUUUCUGAUGGAAUCGCGCUAAUGCGCAUACACCGCGAGAGUGCUAUGCUUGCUGUUGCCCUGGUUAACUUCUCCGUACACAUUGUCGAUGUGGAUACACGUGUUGUGGUGCGUAAAUUCGAGGGACACAUUGCUAAAUUGAAUGAUAUGACUUUCAGCCCCGACAGUCGAUGGCUUAUUACCGCAAGCAUGGAUUCGACCAUCAAAGUAUGGGAUAUACCAUCCUCCUACAUGAUAGAUCACUUCAAAGUAGAUCGUCCAUGUGUGUCGCUUAGCAUGUCACCAAAUGGUGAUUUUCUUGCAACAGCACAUGUAAAUUAUUUGGGAAUAUAUUUGUGGGCGAAUAAGAUGCUCUUCAACCAAAUAACACUGCGCUCCAUCAAUCCGUAUAGUACGCCGCCCUUCGUUGGUUUACCAAUUAGUGCCAGCGAUGAUAUGGACGUAGCUGAUCUAAUGCAGAAAACAAAACUGGCUGAAACCGGCAAUGAUGAAGAUGAGGAUAUGAGUGAUGAAGAAGUGGGUAAAGAGAUCAAUUUAACAUACGAAUCACCAUCACAGCUAGACAGUGAUUUGAUUACACUUUCUGGCGCUGCGGCAUCGCGUUGGCAAAAUCUGCUUGACCUCGAAGUAAUUAAGAAACGUAAUAAGCCGAAGGCGCCACCUAAAACGCCCAAACAAGCGCCAUUUUUCCUGCCAACUGUUGCUGGCUUAGAUAUAAAGUUUGAUAUUGGUCAAAACACCGACAAUGCAGCUAAUAAUGAUGGCUCGCGUGUCUUGCAGCCAGGUGCUGGUGGUCUCAGCACAUUAACCAACUUCGGUAAAAUGCUUAAUGAGUCGGCAGACAGCAAAAAUUAUGAUCAAUGUGUUGAUCAUCUUAAACAGCUUGGUCCAUCCAUGAUUGAUUUUGAAAUUAAAUCGUUGCAUCCGAAUGGCGGCGGUUCUUAUCGCAUCAUGGUUGCGUUUUUGAAAACAAUUGAAUCGAUGUUUCAGUCAAACAUCAACUAUGAACUGGCGCAAGCGUACUUGAGUGUUUUCCUACGUGUCUACGGCAUAGAUUUAUUGGACUCUGAAAGUGUUAUUGACGCAUUGGAGCAAGUUUCAGAAGUGCAAGAGAAAAGUUGGAAGGUCAUUGAGGAUAAACUGUUGUUUGGCUUGGGUGUGGUGACUGCACUCAGGAAUUUCGUCUAGAUAUGGAAUAGAGGGCAUUCGUAGACACUUAUUUAAGCUAAUAAUAUUAUACCAUCUUUUAUGGUACAGCUAGUUAUAACUCUGUAUUAUUGUAAUACAUAAUAAAGUUCGUGUAUGUUUUUUAAAUAUAC
Bactrocera latifrons is the source of this 2992-nucleotide messenger RNA. RefSeq names its product WD repeat-containing protein 36. Gene Ontology annotation, molecular function: protein binding. Lineage: Eukaryota; Metazoa; Arthropoda; Insecta; Diptera; Tephritidae. Bases 63 to 2861 code for a protein of 932 amino acids. Gene Ontology annotation, biological process: rRNA processing. Gene Ontology annotation, cellular component: Pwp2p-containing subcomplex of 90S preribosome; small-subunit processome. The record is from RefSeq and is a predicted model, not a curated record. The transcript is spliced from 5 exons.